Pollicipes pollicipes is the source of this 1114-nucleotide messenger RNA. Its product is annotated as caskin-1. The coding region runs from base 164 to 1114 and encodes 316 amino acids. The record is from RefSeq and is a predicted model, not a curated record. NCBI's taxonomy places the organism in Eukaryota, Metazoa, Arthropoda, Thecostraca, Pollicipedomorpha, Pollicipedidae. Gene Ontology annotation, molecular function: structural constituent of chitin-based larval cuticle. The transcript has 6 exons. Gene Ontology annotation, cellular component: chitin-based extracellular matrix.
GUGCAGUGGUCAGCAGCCAGCGCUGCCGAGGGGAGCGCAGCGCGCGCCGGUUUGGGUGACGAGCGGAGCCACACUGCGCAGAGAGCGCCCCCAGCCCGGCAGGCCGCAGCAGCCGCCUCUGUCCGCCGACGGCCAGUCUAACCUUGAUCUUGAACUUGGGAGCAUGUCGGCAGCGAGAGCGGUGGGGCCGUGCCUGGCACUGGCUCUGUGCCUGAGCGCCCCAGUCGCGGCCCAGUACGACAGCGUCGUCCUGGAGGUGGCGCCGGCCGUCGAGCCGGGCCGGCCAGCGCUGCCGCUAGCCAGCGAGCGGCUGGGCCCAGCGCCGGCCGACGGCUCGCCGGUGCUGCGUUCCUCGCAGGGGCCCGAGGGCUUCGCCUACGAGAUCAGCCACCCCGUGGAAGACGCCGACGGCGAGCCGGCCACGGCGACGCAGUACCAUGCUCAAGACGGACUGGGCAGGUACCGCUACAGCUACAAGCACCCGGGCUCCGCCCGUGAGGAAUACGUGGAUGAAAACGGCCGCAUACAGGGCAGCUACUCCUACAGGGACCCCAACGACGAGAAGCUGUCGAUGACGUACUACGCGGACGACACGGGCUUCCACGUCAAGAGAGCCGUGCUGCCAGAUUUGGCAGCGCGGGCGCCGCGCGACGAGCCCGCCGUGGCGGCGAUCAAAGCGGCGCACAUCCGGCUGUGGCGCAGCAUGUGGGAGCGGGCGGCGGCCGCUUCCAUCGGAGCUCCCAUCGACCCCAACGAGCCACCGCGAGAGGAGUACGUGCCCUUGCCCGAGGAGAUCGCUCCCCUGGACGCCGAAGUCAUCUCGCUGGAAGACGAGGUGCCGCCGGCCGCUGUCCCCGACCAGCCGCCGAAGUACGACUCCGCGCAGUACGAGCCCGCGCAGUACGAGCCGUCGGCGAACGAGCCGGACGAGCCAAUCGUGCCCAUCUACCCGGGCGCGCCGGACGCGCCGGCGCAGCCCGUCUCCAGUGCGCCCAAGCCGCUGCCGGUGCAGAGCGCGGCGCCGCUGCUGGAGGACCCGCUGCUCUACUACUACUCGAGCUUGCUGUACGAGGCCCGGGAGGCUGCCAAACCGCCUAAGAUCAUAGUCGUGUGA